Molecule: messenger RNA, 1731 nt
Organism: Arachis stenosperma
Lineage: Eukaryota; Viridiplantae; Streptophyta; Magnoliopsida; Fabales; Fabaceae
Product: protein PHYTOCHROME KINASE SUBSTRATE 4
Exons: 1
Coding region: 1-1731 (576 amino acids)
Biological process (GO): phototropism
Source: RefSeq, a predicted model, not a curated record
AUGGAACCAACAACAACAACAGUGGUGAAGGCUAUUCCAAUUCCAAACUCAUCAUCACCACCACCAACCAUCAUCAUGAGACGAGACAGAGAUGCUUCUUUUUCUUCUUAUCUCAAACCACAUCAUCUUCUGCAUCAUAACCAUCAAAUUGAUGAUCUUGAUGAUGAUGAUGAUGAUGAUGAAUCCACCACUGAGCUCAGCAUUUUCGAUGCACACAAGUACUUCAACAGCGAAGAUAAUAAUAACAAUAAUAAUGAGAUCCCAAAUAAAGUUACCAUCAUCAGCAACAACAGAGUCUCUCCUCUCUCCAUCAUCCCCACUCAUGAUGACACCACCAUUGCUCCAGAGAAGGCCGCUAACACAGUAGGAACUACCGCCACCGCCACCAGAUACUCCUCCGCUUCAUCCUCCGUGGACGGUGGUGGCUACAGAGCAAGAUCGUUGAACGGCACAGCAACACCAUCAGAAGCCAGCUGGAACAGCCAGGCAGGUUUGCUCUCUCACACUAACAACUCCGGCGGCGGCGGUGCUGCCACCCAACCUUCCUUGAGAGACUCCAACGGUCUGAACAAGAAGCUCAAGGACUCACUAUCAAAACCGAUUUGGAUCUUGAGAAGAAAAUGCCCAUGCAGAGGGAAAAAAUCAGUGCAAGUUAAAGAAUACACCACAAAAGUUCCACAACCACCACCACAACCGGAGCCAGAACCGUUAAUUAUAAACACUGUGUCAGUGGCGGCAGCGAAGAACCCUAAGAGUGUUUCGCUCAUUGCACCAAACAAGAAUUGGGUUGCAGAAAACGUCGUAACCGCAACAAACUCCAAUUCAGCUUCUAAGAGAUUUCACACACACCGAGUUGUAGCGUCAACAUCACUGGCGAUGGUACCAUUUAGCGAUGGAUUCACUUUCCCGGUUCUGAACGCGAAACCGCACCCUCGAAACGGCGUUGUUUCACGCCAAGAAGGAGGAGAUAAUGAGGACGACCAACUGCCACGUGAUUCGUUGGAGGUUUUCCAACCGCCUGACGACGUAGAGCCGACCUCGGAUCCUCCUGAGGGGAUAGCCGUUGGAGGCGGCGGAGAUGGCGAUGAGGAUGAAGUUGACGAUGGCGCCAGCGAUGCGAGCUCCGAUCUGUUCGAGAUCGAGAGCUUCUCCACCGGCGGCGCCAUGCAAACUACGUGUCCCGUUGUGUUCCGUCGCGAGCCUUGCAACAGUGGUGGAAACGGCUUCUUUUACGGCGGAGGAGGUGGUCGGCGGAGGAGCAUGGAUGAGGGGUCCACGGCGACGAUGACGGAGUGCUACGAGCCAAGCGAGGCGAGCGUGGAGUGGAGCGUGACGACGGCAGAGGGUUGCUACGAAGAGAGCAUCGUAGACGGCGGAGGAGGAGGAGGAGUUGAUAUGGCGGCGGAGACGGUGGGGGAGAAGUGGAAGAAAAAAGCAGGUUCGUCUUUGGCGGUAAACGGGGCGCUGCUGAUUGGAGGGUGUCGGAGCGAGAAGGCGGUAAGCGUAGGGCGGCAGGCGCAGCCAGUGAGGAAGUUUGGUGGUGGUGGCUGCGGACAGAGUGGGGCCACGUGUGGUUCGAGGCACGUGAAUGUUAAGAAUAUGAAUGUGAUUGUAAAUAGUGGUGGUAAUGGUGGAAGUAGGGUACCGUUAGGUUCUUGUAAUAAGCCACCCCUUCCUCAUCAUCACACCACCAACACCACACCGUGCAUCUCUCUAGCUUUUGCUACUUAA